Molecule: messenger RNA, 2282 nt
Organism: Manihot esculenta (cassava)
Lineage: Eukaryota; Viridiplantae; Streptophyta; Magnoliopsida; Malpighiales; Euphorbiaceae
Product: transmembrane protein 87B
Exons: 5
Coding region: 10-1878 (622 amino acids)
Biological process (GO): transport
Cellular component (GO): membrane; Golgi apparatus
Source: RefSeq, a predicted model, not a curated record
AUUUUCAUAAUGAGGAAAACUAUUAGUCUAAUUCAUGUAAAAGAAAUUAUUAGGUCAACAAAUAAUGAUUUUCUUAAUUUUCUUUAUAAAAAGAAAAAGGAAAAAUCAGAGACUAAUUCAGGACGCUCACGUCCUUGUUGGCGCGUAAAAUCCCAUUUUCGCUCUUCCCAUCGGCAGCGAUUUUUGCUUCUCUUACACUCCCUCCUGCUUCUUCCCUCCGACCCACCGCCACCACCACCUGCAUCUCAGAAUCUAUUCCCCUCUAUUCCGCCGCUAACAUCUCCUUCUUCCUCUCUCUCUCUGCCUCUCUCUGUGACCAUGGAUUUCGCAGCUCAAAGAAGUAGAUCUUAUCCCGUUCUCAUUAUCACUUGCUCAUUCUUUUUCUUAUCUUCAACAGUAAAUCUCUCCAAUGCCUCCAUCCACAUCUAUGCCAAAGAACCCUUCAAUGAAGUUGGAAAUGCUUACCUCCUUUCCGGUGGCAGCGAAGGCAUUGUCGCCUCUGAUUCUUCCGCACCAAAUGGCCGUUCUUAUAUCAGGUUUAGGGAUAUCACGUUUUGGAGGACCAAGGCUGCUGCCGAUGAGCAUUCAGAAAUGGAACAUAGUACGGGAUUGGUACAGGUUGUGAUUUUUGAGACAGCUGACCGGAAUAACAUUGGUGGUUCUGCUUAUGGUGGACAAAGAUCAAUUUGUUGCACCCCUGAUCUUGCUAAGCUGGAAGGUUGCAACCAAGGUGAAAUCAUUAGGAUACCUUCAGCGACAGACACAAAAUGGCCUAUUGUUUUGAAUGUACAAUUCAGUGGUAACUACUUAUCUACAAAUAUACGAGAUGAGUAUGUUAAUAUCACGAGAACUGGAAUGUAUAACUUAUUCUUCAUCACAUGUGAUCCAAAACUGAAGGAACUAAUAAUGAGUGGUAAGACAGUUUGGAAGAAUCCUGGUGGUUAUUUGCCUGGUAGGAUGGCCCCUUUAAUGAAAUUUUAUGUGCUCAUGUCUCUUGCAUAUCUUCUGCUUAGUGUUAUUUGGUUCACCCAGUACAUGAGGUUUUGGAAGGACAUAUUGCAACUUCAGCAUUGCGUCACAGCUGUUAUUGCCCUGGGAUUGUUUGAGAUGAUUCUUUGGUAUUCAGAGUAUGCAAAUUUUAACAGCACAGGAACAAGGCCAGUUGCAAUUACAACUUGGGUUGUGACAGUUGGAGCCGUAAGGAAAACUUUUUCUCGUCUUCUUAUACUCUCAAUUUCAAUGGGUUAUGGUGUUGUGCGGCCUACACUUGGUGGUCUUACCUCAAAGGUUCUUCUACUUGGAUCUACGUAUUUUUUGGCAUCUGAGUUGCUUGAUAUUACCGAGUAUGUGGGGAGUAUUAAUGACAUAUCAGGAAGAGCAAGAUUGUUUCUAGUCCUUCCUAACGCUUUCCUGGAUGCAUUUUUGAUACUGUGGAUAUUUACAUCUCUUUCUAGGACAUUGGAGCAGCUACAGGCAAAAAGAAGUUCUGUCAAGUUGGAUAUAUAUAGGAAGUUCUCAAAUGCAUUAGCUGUGGCAGUUAUAGCUUCUGUUGCUUGGAUAACCUAUGAGGUUUAUUUCAAAGCAACAGAUCCAUUUAAUGAGCGGUGGCAAACUGCUUGGAUCAUUACUGCAUUUUGGGACAUUCUUGCAUUUGCCUUGCUUUGUGUCAUUUGCUAUCUCUGGGCUCCAUCACAAAGCUCUCAACGGUAUGCCUACUCAGAAGAAGUAGGAGAGGAAUCUGAUGAUGAAGAAGCUCAUUAUCUAACUAGGCAAAAAACAGAUGGUGACAUAAAUUUAGUUGAGAAGAAACAAAAGAAUGUUGGGACCACAGAUGGCUUUGAUCAAGAGAAUGGAACAGAAGAGGAUAAAAGAGAAUGAUUAUCUGAAGCAUAUUUUUUCAGUAAUCUCAUUCAGCAGUACUAAACAACUCCUGUCAAUUUGAGCUCAAAAAGGUGAUUACCUGUUAUUCUAGAUAUACUUCUACUAGGCCUGCAGAUGUUUAAAAUUUUGACAUAAUGCGAUUCUACUAAAUCUCCGGGUGAAAAAAAAAACUGCCAGGUUUCUUUCUUGUAUUUCUUCACAGCAUUAGUUUUGUGAUUACUGUGUAAGUAUAUCAAUGAUCAAAAUGUGAGUUGGGAAAUGGAUACUUUAAAACUUCUAGAGUAGCACAUGAAAAAUUGUCGAAAGGAAGAGUUGAUCAAUUUUAAUGCCCCAUCUAUGGCUUGUAUCAUAGUUAAUAAUACUUUUUUUUUCUUUAAAAAAAAAAAAUCUUUUGUUUGUUC